Messenger RNA from Musa acuminata AAA Group (dessert banana), 1993 nucleotides. RefSeq names its product choline/ethanolaminephosphotransferase 1. Bases 396 to 1604 code for a protein of 402 amino acids. Gene Ontology annotation, biological process: phospholipid biosynthetic process. The record is from RefSeq and is a predicted model, not a curated record. NCBI's taxonomy places the organism in Eukaryota, Viridiplantae, Streptophyta, Magnoliopsida, Zingiberales, Musaceae. Gene Ontology annotation, molecular function: phosphotransferase activity, for other substituted phosphate groups. The transcript has 16 exons. Gene Ontology annotation, cellular component: membrane.
CGAGAUGGUUUCUUCUUAAAAGAGAAAGAAACCAUCCUCGCCCGCGCCGCAUGCGAGAUGGUUUCUUCUUAAAAGAAGAAGAAACCAUCCGGCGGAGUGGGCAAGGAUGCAACAAGUUGCCUCUGUCCACAGCUCAAAGUCAUCCCCUGCAAGGCACUUCGUAAUGCUCCCUUGGCAGCCGUAUUUGGCGGGGAUCCAGCCCAGGGCGAGCUCAUCUCCCGCUCCCCCGCCGCUACCGCCCUUAGCGAAUGUGAGGAACAAGACCAAGAUGACGGCGAGAGCGAGAAGGGGAAGCAGCAGUCCAACUUGGGCCAGAAUCCCUUCCUUCGUCGUCGACCGUGACCUCCCCGACCACAGCAUCCACGAUCCCUUCACUCCGUACCACGUUUCGCUCGAUGGAGCAAGGACCCACCCCCUACAGUGUACUGCCCGACGAAGUGAGGACUCUCCCCCUAUCGUGUUCUGCCCGAUGGAGCGCUUCUUCGUGUCCCACCACGUCCAACUCUCUUCUCCAUCAUGUCUUCUCCAUCCAACGAGCGUUGCAGCCUCGUCUUCCUUGUCGUCCUCAUCCUAUAGGCCAGCUGACACUGCUUGGUAGCGGGUGGCCUGUAUGCCGGUCAGCUGGCAGACUGAUAUAUUCACCCCAUUUGGACACUGCCCCACCAAGAUGGGUUCACCUUGCACAUGGAUUGCUUCUCUUCUUAUAUCAGACUUUUGAUGCAGUGGAUGGUAAACAAGCAAGGCGGACCAAUUCCUCUAGUCCAUUGGGAGAACUUUUUGAUCAUGGUUGUGAUGCUCUGACAUGUGCUUUUGAAGCCUUAGCUUUUGGGAGCACUGGCAUGUGUGGAAGAGCUACUUUCUGGUUCUGGGUAAUUGCAGCUGUCCCAUUUUAUUUUGCAACAUGGGAACACUUCUUUACAAAUACACUUAUUCUUCCAAUAAUUAAUGGACCUACAGAGGGACUCAUGUUGAUAUACGUUGCCCAUUGGCUUACCUUCUUUUGGGGUGCUGAGUGGUGGGCACAGGACUUCAGGAAAUCAAUCCCUUUCGUGGGUUGGAUGCCAGUUGCUCAUGAGAUUCCAACCUAUGGAGUUGUGCUGUUUAUUUUGAUUGUUUUUGGUGUAUUCCCAACCAUCAGCUCCAACAUUAGCAAUGUCCGCAAGGUUGUCCAAGCAAGAAAAGGAAGCAUGUUGCUCGCGCUAGCAAUGAUAUUUCCUUUCGUUGUGCUGAUGACUGGAGUUCUUAUCUGGUCAUACUUAUCUCCUUCAGAUGUUAUGUGCAACCAUCCACAUUUGCUUAUAGUUGGAACAGGAUUUGCAUUUGGUUUUCUUGUGGGGAGGAUGAUUCUUGCUCACCUAUGCGAUGAACCCAAGGGUUUGAAGACAGGGAUGUGCAUGUCACUACUGUUUCUUCCUCUUGCCAUUGCAAAUGCUCUCACCGCUAGGCUCAAUGAUGGAGCUCCUCUCAUUGAUGAAUAUAUCAUUCUUCUUGUGUAUUGCUUGUUCACAGUGGGGCUUUACUUGCAUUUUGCUACAUCUGUCAUCCAUGAGAUAACAACUGCUCUGGGCAUUUACUGCUUCAGGAUAACCAGGAAAGAAGCUUGAGAAAGACUUUGACGUGCUGUUCUUAGUGCACGUCUUUAUUGUUGAUUAUUUUUUUACUGAAAGCAGGGCUACCUGACAUUCAAUCUGUGUGCCAUAUAAGAUGGGUUCCCCACUCUAUUAAAUCAGUGCUUGUGGGGAAUGCUGUGUAGAAGAUAAGCCACGUUAGUUAGAUAAGAUGAGAAAUUGUUGUCAUUAUUUUGGUCCUCUGUAGGAAUUGACUGUAGUUGAUCGGUUGUUGUAUCACUAUCAAUUUAUCCAAUUGUGAGAAUGCAUGUUAUACAUGAAGGACCACUACAAAAGUUGGAAAGAGGAUAAUUGACGUAUAAAUUCCAAAGAAAAUGUUUUGGUUGUGAAAAAACUUUAUUGAAUACAACCUUCCUAUUUCUCUA